Rhinolophus ferrumequinum (greater horseshoe bat) is the source of this 409-nucleotide messenger RNA. RefSeq names its product serine peptidase inhibitor Kazal type 4 (gene SPINK4). Gene Ontology annotation, molecular function: serine-type endopeptidase inhibitor activity; protein binding. The record is from RefSeq and is a predicted model, not a curated record. NCBI's taxonomy places the organism in Eukaryota, Metazoa, Chordata, Mammalia, Chiroptera, Rhinolophidae. Bases 52 to 312 code for a protein of 86 amino acids. The transcript has 4 exons.
UCCCCUGGCCCAGGCUUCAGCGAGCAGAUCCCACAUCAGCCCGGGAUCAGCAUGGCCGUCCGCCUGUGGGUGUUUACCCUGGCCUUGGCUGCCCUCCUUAUUGUGGACAGGGAAGUGCCAAUAUCAGCAGAAAAGCUCGUUUUCUCAAGAAUGCCCGUCUGUGAGCAUAUGGCAGAGACUCCAGACUGUUCCCAGUCAUUCAACCCGGUCUGUGGCACUGAUGGGGUCACAUAUAACAGUGAAUGCCAACUCUGCUUGGCUCGGAUGAAUACCAAACAGGACAUCCAGAUCGUGAAGGAUAGCAAAUGCUGAUCCCACAGGAGCCGCUUAAGCCAUGAAGCUUCAGGCUAGAGAACAAGGGUGGGAGUGGAGACGGUGUGACAUGAAAUAAAAGAUCCAGCCCAACACA